This is a messenger RNA of Poecilia latipinna (sailfin molly), 4125 nucleotides long. RefSeq names its product adaptor related protein complex 2 subunit alpha 1 (gene ap2a1). The coding region runs from base 740 to 3628 and encodes 962 amino acids. NCBI's taxonomy places the organism in Eukaryota, Metazoa, Chordata, Actinopteri, Cyprinodontiformes, Poeciliidae. The record is from RefSeq and is a predicted model, not a curated record. Gene Ontology annotation, biological process: clathrin-dependent endocytosis; intracellular protein transport. The transcript has 21 exons. Gene Ontology annotation, cellular component: membrane coat; AP-2 adaptor complex. Gene Ontology annotation, molecular function: clathrin-cargo adaptor activity.
UAGCGUGCACGUUCACGGCUGCGUCGCGCGGCCACGUUGUUUUGCUGUCACGAGCCUUCCGACCGUGAGUGGAAGCUGGUAAAUUACAACGGACACCACACUGAGGUCAACACUUACGACAACAAAAACAGGCAGUACCGCAGAUUUCUAUCGUUCCGUGGCAAGUUAAAACCUGCCGAGUUAUUCGGGUCAGCUGUUUUUGCUGUUUUUGAAUGAUAUAGCUAGCCAGCUAGCUGUUGAACUAGCUUAACGGUCCUCGCGAGUCGAAUAAACUUAACAUCAUUUUUCAGUCGAUAUUCAUACCAACACGCCUGUCUGCUUUCAUCUCCAAGACCUCCAACUAGUAGACAUUUUUAAGCUCAACGGCUUGUUCUUCUUGGUGUUGCGCGUCACUUCUAGCCCGAGCGAGGUAAGGUUUGAAUGAAAUAACGUUAGCUUGUCAGAGCUAGCGGAAACAAGCCAGCUAACAAGGAAAGCGUUAACCUGUCUUGCUGCUGAACUUUUCCUCUCCGUCCAGUGAAUCUAGCAAAUGCUACUUGGACUAGCCACCGUCAAACAUACAGUCUGUAGUUGGACAAGUGUUAUUUGCCGAAUUGUGAGGAGCGACUGGACGUGCAAAUUAGUUAGCUCUUUCUGAACGUUAAGUUGGCCAUCUUCCACUCCAGUCCAGCGUAAAAGGCUGCCCAGCAUCGGCUUGUUUUUCCAGAGAAGGCCGGAGUGAGGAAAGGAAUCUGCAAAAAUGCCGGCUGUGUCGAAGGGAGAUGGAAUGCGCGGAUUAGCCGUUUUCAUCUCGGACAUUAGAAACUGUAAGAGCAAGGAGGCUGAAAUCAAACGGAUAAAUAAGGAGCUUGCCAACAUCCGCUCGAAGUUCAAAGGUGACAAGGCUCUGGAUGGUUACAGUAAGAAGAAAUAUGUCUGCAAGCUGCUCUUCAUCUUCCUGCUGGGCCAUGAUAUUGAUUUUGGACACAUGGAGGCAGUCAAUUUACUUAGCUCCAACAAGUACACAGAGAAACAGAUCGGCUAUCUGUUUAUCUCAGUGCUGGUGAACAGCAACAGUGAGCUGAUUCGUUUAAUCAAUAACGCCAUCAAGAAUGACCUGUCCAGCCGUAAUCCAACCUUCAUGUGCCUGGCACUUCACUGCAUCGCCAACGUGGGCAGCCGGGAGAUGGCUGAGGCCUUUGCCAGUGAGAUCCCUCGCAUCUUGGUGGCUGGGGACACGAUGGACAGCGUUAAGCAAUCAGCUGCCUUGUGUUUGCUACGCCUCUAUAAGACAUCUCCUGACUUGGUGUUGAUGGGUGAAUGGACAUCACGUGUGGUGCACCUACUUAACGACCAACACAUGGGUGUUGUGACAGCAGCAAUCUCUCUCAUCACCUGUUUGAGCCAGAAGAAUCCAGAUGAGUUCAAGACAUGCGUUUCUUUGGCUGUGUCCCGACUCAGCCGGAUUGUGUCAUCAGCCUCAACUGAUCUGCAGGAUUAUACCUAUUAUUUUGUACCUGCCCCAUGGCUGUCCUGCAAACUGCUGCGAUUGCUGCAGUGUUACCCUCCACCAGAAGAUGGUGCAGUCAAAGGCCGUCUGGUAGAGUGUCUGGAGACUAUCCUGAAUAAAGCUCAGGAGCCGCCCAAAUCUAAGAAGGUGCAGCAUUCCAAUGCCAAGAACGCCAUCUUGUUUGAGGCUAUAUCACUUAUCAUCCACUAUGACAGUGAGCCAAACCUUCUGGUGCGAGCCUGCAACCAACUUGGCCAGUUCCUGCAACACAGAGAGACCAAUCUACGUUACCUAGCUCUGGAAAGCAUGUGUACUCUGGCCAGCUCAGAGUUCUCCCACGAAGCUGUCAAGACUCACAUCGAGACCGUUAUCAAUGCACUCAAGACUGAAAGAGAUGUAAGUGUUCGACAGCGGGCGGCUGAUCUGCUUUAUGCUAUGUGUGAUCGCAGCAAUGCUAAGCAGAUUGUAGCGGAGAUGCUGAGCUACCUGGAGACAGCGGACUAUUCCAUCAGAGAAGAGAUGGUGCUGAAAGUAGCCAUCCUUGCAGAGAAGUACGCUGUGGAUUACUCCUGGUAUGUAGACACAAUUCUUAACCUCAUCCGCAUUGCUGGGGACUAUGUCAGCGAAGAGGUUUGGUACCGGGUCAUUCAGAUCGUGAUCAACCGAGAUGAUGUGCAAGGCUACGCUGCCAAGACAGUCUUUGAGGCCCUGCAAGCCCCGGCAUGCCAUGAGAACAUGGUGAAGGUUGGAGGGUACAUUCUGGGAGAAUUUGGGAAUCUGAUUGCUGGGGACCCCCGGUCCAGUCCCCUGGUCCAGUUCAACCUUCUCCACUCUAAGUUCCAUUUGUGCUCUGUGCCGACCCGUGCCCUCCUUCUGUCGGCUUACAUCAAGUUUAUUAACCUGUUCCCAGAAACAAAGGCCACUAUCCAAGAGGUGUUGCGCUGCGAUAGCCAGAUCCGCAACUCGGAUGUUGAACUGCAGCAGCGAGCUGUGGAGUAUUUGAAGCUCUCUUCUAUUGCCAGCACUGAUGUCCUGGCCACUGUUUUGGAAGAGAUGCCUCCAUUCCCUGAAAGGGAGUCAUCAAUUCUCGCUAAGCUAAAGAAGAAGAAGGGGCCGGGGGCAGUUUCUGUCACUGAGCUAGAAGACAGCAAAAGAGAGAGCGGCGAGUUGAACGGAGCAGGAGAACGGGGUCCGGACCCAUCAGUCAUGGCUGCCUCUAACGCAUCUACCCCAUCUCCAUCAGCCGACUUGCUGGGGAUUCGUUCUGCAGCUCCAGUUAGCAACGCUCCAGCCAGCGCAGGCAGUCUACUGGUGGAUGUUUUUUCAGAGGCGGGACCCGCUGCAUCUUCUGGCGCAGUGAACGAUGACGGCUUCCUCAGCUCUGCUCCUCCCUCUGAGGAUCCUGCUCCUCCUUUAUCUGAAGCAGAGGAGCUUCUUAACAAGUUUGUCUGCAAGAACAAUGGGGUUCUGUUUGAAAAUCAGCUUCUGCAGAUUGGCAUAAAGUCAGAGUACAGACAGAACCUAGGGAGAAUGUACUUGUUCUAUGGUAACAAGACAUCAGUACAGUUCGCCAGCUUUACCACCACAGUGAGCUGUCCCGGAGAGCUUCAGUCUCAGCUCAAUGUUCAGAGCAAACCAGUGGAACCUCUAGUGGAGGGUGGAGCACAAAUCCAGCAGGUCCUGAACAUCGAGUGCCUGACAGACUUCUCCGAUGCUCCACUUCUCAACAUCAAGUUCAGAUAUGGAGGAGCUCUGCAGAACCUGACUCUCAAACUGCCGGUCACCAUCAAUAAGUUCUUCCAGCCGACUGAGAUGGCCUCUCAAGACUUCUUCCAGCGCUGGAAACAGCUCAGCCAGCCUCAACAAGAAGCACAAAAGAUAUUCAAGGCCAACCACAGCAUGGAUACCGAAGUAAUCAAAGCAAAGCUGCUGGGGUUAGGAAUGGCCCUACUGGACAACGUUGAUCCCAACCCUGAGAACUAUGUUUGUGCUGGAGUCAUCCAGACCAAGAGCCAGCAGGUCGGCUGUCUGCUAAGACUGGAGCCAAACGCUCAGGCUCAGAUGUAUCGCCUGACUCUGCGCUGCAGCAAAGACUCCGUGUCCAAGCGUCUCUGUGAGCUGCUGGCCCAGCAGUUCUAGAGUCCAGGUCCUGACCAGUACUCCCACCAUCCCCCAUCCCACCAGCGACCUCUCUCUACAGCACCCCUCCCACACCUGUCCUCCUGCCUCCAGCAAAGAGUCUUUAAGUUGGGAGGAUAAAAAAUGGUGUAACCUACAUAAGGGAAAGUGCUGUCGCUGCCUGCAGCAAUAUUAUUGUCAUUAUCUUUGUCCCAGAUUCUGAUUCCAGUUCAUCUUUUACUUGUUUAUUAACAUGAUGCUACAAUCUAGUUUUUGUUGGUUUACCUGUGUAGCUGGUGUGUGUAUGGCCAGGAGUGUGAAAGACAGUGUUUGUGUGUCUUGUGGCUGGGGUCUCAUUCUGCUCAUCCUGACUGCUUUGGAAAAGAUAUGUGCAACAUUCCUUGAAGACAAGAAGGAGAAGCUAUUAAUGGCGCACCCAUACACUACUACUCCCAACCCGCACACACUAUUCCCUGUGGUCAAAGCUGCGAAAGAAAAAUCGAGCAUUCCUGCCAAAA